AGCAGUAUGGAAAAGUUAGCAGAGCAGUGCAAUGCAAAUGCAGACGGCGUGCAGACGGUACUGUUUUUGCUAGACUCUAGGUGACAGAGCAGUUUUGCCUGUUUAUGAUUUCUAGAAACAGCAACAAAGUCUGGCAACAUGUCUACAUCAUUACAAGAACUGUACAAUACUUAUAAGAAAUGGGUUAGUGAUAAUCCAUUGAUGGCUUCAGACUUUGAAACGACUGCAAAGUGGAUAUCAUAUAUUUUUGCAGGUCGCAUUCAAAGUUCAAGUGUCAUCACUGAACUUGUGUAUUCCCUCUCCAACCUCCUGGUUCUCUUUAAUGAUUGUAUCAUCAAUGAAUCCCGGAGAACAUUACCUGUGACGUCAGGGGCAUCCCUGAAAGCAUGGUUGACAGUUCUGGAGUAUGCGGAAGUUUUCCUAGAGAUCACCGCUAAAAGUGUGUGGGGUGAACGAGGAAGAUGGAUCCUGAUCGCCAUAGUGCAAGCUUUCAAAUGUUUAGCCCGGAUGAGUCUCUUACUCACACACAAGGAACAAAUGGUACAAAUGCCUCCCAUUGCACCACUGAAGCGUCGCACUAUUCUUAGUCAAGAAAACCAAGAUACUCCCACAACCAUAGGGUUUUCACUUAAAUCAGGACGUAUUGUGCGCUGUGUUAACAGUGCUACUCCCGCACAUUUGAGAUCAUGGAAGCCACCGGCCUUCACUGCAACACAACCUGAUGGUAGUGUUCCAGAUAAAGUAUUGGACAGCAAUCUGUUGUUUGCAGAGGCAAUAUACAUUAUGAAGCCUGUACUUCACUUAUGCUCAAUGAUGCGGUUUGGGCCAAAGGCAUGGAGACCCUAUGUUUUGUCUCUGGUAUUGGAUGUUGCAAGUCUGCAAAUGUUCCGAAGAGCCGACAAGGCAAAGAUUGGCUCUGCGUUGUCUCCUCGACAGAAGAUGGAGUUGUCAAGACGUGAAGUUGCUCUACUUCUGUAUCUCCUUCGGUCGCCGUUCUAUGAUAAGUACAGCAAGAGACGUAUCCAGAAACUUUUGGAUGCUUUUUCCAACAACCUUCCCCUUGUAGGAUAUAUUCUUCGACCUCUUGCACAAUAUAUUCCUCACUGGCAGGAAACUUACUUUUAUAUGUGGUCUUCUUAGAGAGCAUUGUAUGUGUUAAUUAAUAGAAGGUAACUUUAAUCCAUUCCUUUCUUUCUCGUACCCUGUGGAGCCAUUUGGAGCUGUCAAUUCAAAUUAACAGUUCACAUCAAAUCCUCCAUGUUGGUUUAGAAAAGAGAUAGAAAACAAAAUUCAACCAAAGCUUCUUAAUCAAAGGAAAAGUAUUUUUACAGCUUGAAUAUAAAUAAUUGAACAUACUCUGUAAAUAUUUUUGAAACUAUUGCGUUAAGAGGGAAGAAAAACAUAAUUUGUUUUGAAUUCCAAUAUUUUUUUAUGGACUUUCUAAGUUUGAUACUACUGUGUUUGUUUUGAAACACUAGGCCAUGACGUUUUGUGUCAAAACAUGUACCUAAUAUGCACUGUCCAUUGGAGAAUCCUCAAGGUUAAUUUUUGACUUAUAUAACUGGUAAGAUUUCUUUUAUGUUGAAGGAAGAGCACAAGGAAUCCUUACAUGGUCCUUCCAGUUGAUUGUAUUGUGUACUGUGUGUGUAUUCAGGUGAUGGGAUGAAGUGGGAAUGGGACUUCAAUGAGUAGUACAUGAACCAGCUACAGUGAUUCUUGGUGUGAGUUUAAUUUUCUGAAAAGUAGAAAUACUUUGAAUCAUAUUACUUUGACCUUUUGAAUGGCUUUGGUAGCUGAUAGCUGAUAUGAAACUUUGCCAAUAAGUUAAUGUUGGCUUAGUUGUUUGUUUUUUUUUACCGACUGUCAGACAGCACAAUCUCUUUUCUUUGUAUUUGUCAAUAUCCAUUCUUUGAUGUAAAACAUGAACAUUUCAAAAAGGGUCCCAGCCAACACCUGAAAACGUUUGUAUUUUGAAAGCUGUGAUUUUUAGGCUCUCACAUAGAUUUCUCAGAAAAAAUAAGAUUAGACUUAGACUGUAAAUAGUUUUCUAAGAACUUUUUUACAAGAUGUUUUUAAUACUGUUCUUUAUUAUUUCCUAAACUACAGAU
Messenger RNA from Thrips palmi, 2108 nucleotides. It is a transcript of the gene Pex16, whose product is annotated as peroxisomal membrane protein PEX16. Bases 139 to 1140 code for a protein of 333 amino acids. The record is from RefSeq and is a predicted model, not a curated record. The transcript has 6 exons. Gene Ontology annotation, cellular component: peroxisomal membrane. NCBI's taxonomy places the organism in Eukaryota, Metazoa, Arthropoda, Insecta, Thysanoptera, Thripidae. Gene Ontology annotation, biological process: peroxisome organization.